This is a messenger RNA of Aphidius gifuensis, 1865 nucleotides long. Its product is annotated as retinol dehydrogenase 11-like. The transcript is spliced from 6 exons. NCBI's taxonomy places the organism in Eukaryota, Metazoa, Arthropoda, Insecta, Hymenoptera, Braconidae. The record is from RefSeq and is a predicted model, not a curated record. The coding region runs from base 334 to 1329 and encodes 331 amino acids.
UCAAACACCAGACUCGAUAAUAACGGUGCUUCUUCAUACAUUGUAAUUUGUACUGCAUCGUAAUUCGUACAUUCAAGUUUCAACUACACAAACAGCGUCAUUUGUACAGCCUCCGUGUAUUAUUUUUAUUUAUCCUCAUAAAUUUGCAAAAACUACUUUGACAAUAAACAGCACAGUAGUUUAAUUUACAAAUACAACAAUUACAACUGUCAAUUUAUUUUAUAGAAAAACUCGUCAAAAAAAAUUUAAAAAUUGUCUAAAAAUAAUAAAAGUUUUAUUGUUUAUUAAAGUCUUGUUGAAUAAUUAAAUUAUUUAUUAAUAUCAAAUAUUAAAAUGUGGCCGUUCAGUCGUAUUUGCCAGAGUAAAAAACGUCUUGUUGGCAAAACUGUUGUUAUUACUGGAGCCAACACUGGAAUUGGAAAAGAAACAGCGAGAGAUCUUUAUCGAAGAGGAGCAAGAGUUAUUCUGGCAUGUAGAGAUAUUGUCAAGGCUAAUCAAGCUGUUGAAGAUAUUAAAAUAAAACCUCCAUCAAAACCAGAUCGUGAACAAUUUAAUGGUGAACCAGGUGAAUUGGUAAUAUGUAAAUUAAAUCUUGCAAGUUUAGCAAGUGUUCGUGAAUGUGCAAAAACAAUAAAUGAAACUGAAUCAAACAUAAAUAUUCUCAUAAACAAUGCUGGUGUUAUGAUGUGUCCAUUUUUAAAAACUGAAGAUGGAUAUGAAAUGCAGCUUCAGACAAAUCAUCUUGGACAUUUUUUAUUUACACUAUUAUUAUUGCCAAAAAUUCAGAAAUCAACACCAGCAAGAAUCAUCAAUGUAUCAUCACUUGCCCAUUCUAGUGGUGACAUACAUUUCGAUGAUAUUAAUCUUGAAAAAUCAUACUCACCACUAAAAUCAUAUGGACAAAGUAAAUUGGCAAAUAUUUUAUUUACCAAAGAACUUGCUAAUCGUCUAAAAGCUGCAAAUAUUGAAGGAAUAACAACGUAUUCAUUACAUCCUGGUGUUAUUGCAACAGAACUUGGUCGUCAUCUUGAUUCAGCAUUUAUUCCAGGUGCUAGAUUUGUUUGGAGCUAUAUUGCAAGUCCAUUUAUAAAAACACCAGAACUUGGUGCACAAACAACAAUUCAUUGUGCAACUGAUGAAGCUGCUGGUAAUGAAACUGGUCUCUACUACAAAGAGUGUGGUGUGACAACACCAUCAGCAAAAGCACGAGAUCCAGAAAGAGCUAAAAAAUUUUGGGAUCUUAGUCUCAAGAUGACUGGCUUGGAGCAAAAAGAAAAUAUCAAAGAAUUGUUGGAAACAAUUAACAAUAAUCAAAUAACAACAAAAUAAAUUUAUAAUAAUUUUUUUUUGUUUUAUUAUAUCCGUCCAAUGGAAUUUUAUAAACGUUAAUUUAUUACUGUCGUAAAUAAACGUGAUAUUUAUAAAUGAAAAAAAAAUAUUAACCAAAUAAUAUUAAUUUAGCUUUUGUAGAUUUUUUAAAAAUAUUUUUACGGUUUUUAUAUUAUUGUCAAAGUAGUGGGUAAAUUUAAAUAAAAUAAAAAUUAUUAUUAUUAUUUUAAGUUGUACUAAUGAUAAUGAUAAAUGAAUUAAUUGUUAUUGAAUUGAAUAAUUAUGUAAUAAGUUAUUACUAAUAGUUUUUUUGAAAAAAAAAAAGAAAAAAAAUGAUUUUUUCAUUUAUUAAUUUUUAAGAAAUAAAUAUUAUACUAAGCUAGUGUUUCCAGGAAUUUUUAUAUAAUUAUUUUUUUAUUAUCUAUAAUAAUUUUCAUUUUAAAAAAUAAAUUUUCUUUUUUGCUUUUCUUUGUUAUAUCCUGUUUUUUUUUUAAAAACUAGUUUGUAAUUUAAUUACCGUACACUUUGUAGUCUUG